UGCUGGAUGGGGAGGAGGCGUGUGGAAACCAGAGCGAACGCGCGCCGCUUUGCACAGCGUUAAUUCCGUAACCCGGGUUCUGGGUUUUCAGGCCCAAAGAGCUUGUAUCUGGAGCCCCUCCGACCUCGCAGGACCCUACGGCAGCGUGCGGACCCUCUGGCUGUCAGCCUGGCUUCCUGCCCCUAGUCGUCUGUGGUUUCUGUGGAGGGUGAAGUCACUAACUGGCCCCCCCGUGGGCAGGUCCUCCGGAAAGAAAGCCGGAGUGGGUUGGCCCUCUGGUGUUUAUGUGCCUGGGUGCCCUCGCUCCUGGGUCAGCUUGGUUCUCCUUCCCUACCCGGAGAGGGCGAGCCCAACAAGUGGGCCUCGAGUGCCCAGGGCAGCCGCAACGGAUGUUCUGAGGAGUAAGAACUCACCUGCGGACAGAAGACAGAUUUAUUACCUGCCUACCCACCCACAGGUCCUGCCCUGUGGCACCGCAGCAGCGGAUUUCACGGUUACUCUCCAAAAACUCAGGUUUGCCCUCCUCGUCUCAGAAGUGGGGAAACAGACCCCCAGGUAGGGUGUGACGUUUUUCCAGGUACUUCAUGGUGUUCUCCUCUAGCUUGUCCAAACCACUGCUCUACACAGCUGCUGAAACAUGGGGGAAAACGAGGAUGAGAAGCAGACCCAGGCCGGGCAGGUCUUCGAGAACUUUGUCCAGGCUUCCACGUGCAAAGGCACCCUCCAGGCCUUCAACAUCCUCACACGACACCUGGACCUAGACCCUCUGGACCACCGGAACUUUUAUUCCAAGCUCAAGUCCAAGGUGACCACCUGGAAGGCCAAAGCCCUGUGGUACAAACUGGACAAACGUGGAUCCCAUAAGGAGUACAAGCGAGGGAAGUCUUGUAUGAACACCAAGUGUCUCAUCAUUGGAGGAGGACCAUGUGGUUUGCGCACUGCCAUUGAACUUGCCUACCUAGGGGCCAAAGUGGUUGUGGUGGAGAAGAGAGACACCUUCUCCAGGAACAAUGUGCUGCACCUCUGGCCUUUCACCAUCCAUGACCUACGGGGCCUGGGGGCCAAGAAGUUCUAUGGGAAGUUCUGCGCUGGCUCCAUUGACCACAUCAGCAUUCGUCAGUUGCAGCUGAUCCUAUUCAAAGUGGCCCUGAUGCUGGGAGUUGAAAUCCAUGUGAAUGUGGAGUUUGUAAAAGUUCUAGAACCACCUGAAGAUCAAGAAAAUCAAAAAAUCGGCUGGCGGGCAGACUUUCUCCCUGCGGACCACCCGCUGUCGGACUUUGAGUUUGAUGUCAUCAUUGGCGCUGACGGCCGCAGGAACACCCUGGAAGGGUUCAGAAGGAAAGAAUUCCGUGGGAAGUUGGCUAUUGCCAUCACCGCCAACUUCAUAAACAGAAACAGCACAGCUGAGGCCAAGGUGGAAGAGAUUAGUGGUGUGGCUUUCAUCUUCAACCAGAAAUUUUUUCAGGACCUUAAAGAAGAAACAGGGAUUGACCUCGAGAACAUUGUUUACUACAAGGACUGCACCCACUAUUUUGUCAUGACCGCCAAGAAGCAGAGCCUGCUUGACAAAGGUGUCAUCAUCAACGACUACAUCGACACAGAGAUGCUGCUGUGUGCAGAGAAUGUGAACCAGGACAACCUGCUUUCCUACGCCCGCGAGGCUGCAGAUUUCGCCACCAAUUACCAGCUGCCAUCGUUGGACUUUGCUAUGAACCAUUACGGGCAGCCCGAUGUGGCCAUGUUCGACUUCACCUCCAUGUACGCCUCGGAGAACGCGGCCCUGGUGCGCGAGCGCCAGUCACACCAGCUACUCGUGGCCCUGGUGGGCGACAGCUUGCUUGAGCCCUUUUGGCCUAUGGGCACAGGCUGUGCCCGAGGCUUCCUGGCAGCCUUUGACACAGCAUGGAUGGUGAAAAGCUGGGACCAGGGCACCCCUCCCCUGGAGCUGCUUGCUGAAAGGGAGAGUCUUUACCGGCUGUUACCUCAGACCACCCCGGAGAACAUCAACAAGAACUUUGAGCAGUACACACUGGACCCAGGGACACGGUACCCAAAUCUCAACUCCAACUGUGUCAGGCCCCAUCAGGUGAAGCAUUUGUACAUCACUAAGGAGCUGCACCAGUGCCCUCUCGAGAGGCUGGGCUCGGUGAGGAGAUCCAUGAGCCUCUCCAGGAGGGAGUUAGACAUCCGGCCCAGCAAGCUCUUAACCUGGUGCCAGCAGCAGACCGAGGGCUACCAGCAUGUCAACGUCACCGACCUGACCACAUCCUGGCGCAGCGGCCUGGCCCUGUGUGCCAUCAUCCACCGCUUCCGGCCUGAGCUGAUCAACUUUGACUCUCUGAACGAAGACGACGCUGUGGAAAACAACCAGCUGGCCUUUGACGUGGCCGAGCGUGAGUUCGGCAUCCCCCCGGUGACCACGGGCAAGGAGAUGGCAUCAGCCCAGGAGCCCGACAAGCUCAGCAUGGUCAUGUAUCUCUCCAAGUUCUACGAGCUCUUCCGGGGCACCCCGUUGAGGCCUGUGGAUUCUUGGGGCAAAAACUAUGGAGAAAACGCUGACCUCGGCUUGGCCAAAUCCUCCAUUUCUCAUAACUAUCUCAACCUCACAUUUCCAAGAAAGAGGACUCCACGAGUGGACACCCAGACUGAAGACAACGACAUGAACAAACGGAGGCGGAAGGGCUUCAACAACCUGGACGAGCCUUCAGCCUAUCCCAGACGGAGCCUGCGCUCCUGUCCAGAGGAUGGCAGCGGUAAAGAAGCUGGGAGCCAGAACAAAGUCAAGUCCAUGGCAAGUCAGCUGCUGGCCAAGUUUGAGGAGAACUCUCGGAACCCCUCACUCCUGAAGCAGGAAUGCCGUGUCUCAGGGAUAGGUAAGCCUGUCCUGCGCAUUUCCUCUGACCCACCUGUUAACUCUCGCUGCCCCAGGCCGGAGGAGCCCACACCCGGCCCAUCACCUCCUCUGAAAAGGCAGUUCCCUUCCGUGGUUGUGACGGGGCACGUGCUCCGAGAGCUAAAGCAAGUGUCUGCUGGCGGCGAGUGCCCGAGCAGGCCCUGGAGAGCCAGAGCCAAGUCUGACCUGCAGCUGGGUGGGCCAGAAAACACUGCUGCCCUGCCUCCCACCUGCCAGGGAGCGCUGGCCCUUUCCGGGGUGCUGCGGCGGCUGCAGCAAGUGGAGGACAAGAUUGUCCAGAAGAGGGCUCAGAACUUGGCCAACAGGGAAUUUCACAAAAAGAACAUUAAGGAGAAGGCGGCUCACCUUGCCUCCAUGUUUGGACACGGGGAUUUCCCGCAGAAUAAACUACUUUCUAAAGGCCUGUCUCUCACUCACCCUCCGGCUUCUCCCUCCUGCCUUCCGUCUCCCGAUCCAGCCGCUGCUUCCUCUCCAUCGACUGUUGACUCUGUUUCUCCUGCCAGAAAGGCAAAGAAGUCACCUUCAGGUUUCCAUUUCCAUCCCAGCCACUUAAGAACAGUGCGGCCUCAGCUGACGGUAGGGAAAGUGUCCAGCGGAAUAGGGGCUGCAGCUGAAGUCCUGGUCAAUCUGUACAUGAAUGAUCACAGACCUAAGACCCAGGCCACCUCUCCAGACCUGGAAUCCAUGCGCAAAGUCUUUCCCCUGAACCUGGGCGGCAGCGACACCUGCUACUUCUGCAAGAAGCGCGUGUACGUGAUGGAGCGGCUGAGCGCAGAGGGCCACUUCUUCCACCGAGAGUGUUUCCGCUGCAGCGCCUGCGCCACCACCUUGCGCCUGGCCGCCUAUGCCUUCGACGGCGACGAAGGCAAGUUUUUCUGCAAGCCUCAUUUCAUUCACUGUAAGACCAACAGUCAGCAAAGGAAGAGACGAGCAGAGUUGAAGCAACAGAGAGAGGAGGAGGGAACGUGGAAAGAGCAAGAGGCCCCUCGGCGAGACACUCCCGUGGAAAGUUCUUGCGCAGCCGCUGCCAUUGGCACUCCUGCAGGCAGCCCUCCAGUUCGUUUCAGCCUUCCAGUGCUACACCCACUUCUUGGCUGACACACUUCUGCUCUGAGGUGACUGGUUUUCUUGCCCAUUUUCAGAGAGUGGUACUAACGCCUAACCUGCUUUCCGUGCCCCGUCCUCCCCGCCGCCGUACGGGUUGUGCUAACUGUGAAUAUCCGGCAGACUAAUGGACUCAUUCCAUGGCAUGGUGGGUUGACGCUGUGGGGUGGCGUUCCGCUCAAAAGCCAUGGUUGAUUCUACUUGCCUCUGAGCCGGCAGCCCGGUCCACACCAGCUGCAUGGCCUGCCUCCCUUCGGCCCCCUGCGCGGCCUGCAUGCACGUGCCUUUCCCGUCGCGAAGCCACUUACCUUCCUGGGACGGUCACCCCCAGCUGUGAGACAGGACGCUAGAGAGGGCUCUGUUCACCUUUGGAAAGAACUUCUGUCUAGUAGCCUCUGAAAAAGUACAUGCAUGGGAGCAUGGGUUCUAGUCUAAAGAUUAUUGAUCAGAACCAUGGGUGACUCUUCUGAGAAAGAUUAAAAAAAAAAAAAAAAAAAACAAAGAAAAUGCUCCCAGGCUUGACUCAUCAUAAGCUUGACUCAUGCUUUGUCUUUUGAACACCCAAUCACAGUUUUCCUGGCAAAUCCUUUCCCUAGCGCAGCCUGUACUCUAGACACAAGGGCUUUGCUAUGGCUCUUCUUGUUCUUGGCUCAUAAAGCCCCAGAUGAUGCAGACGCUUCGGUUGGAGCAAUCGUUGUCACAGGCCGGUGAUGGCUUUGAGAUAUGACUCAGCUCAGCCCAGGCCUGGAGCAGCCAGUGUCGAUGCCCCCCAUGGCUCUGCUCAAAACACAUUUGUCCACUGACUCAUUACCUGCGGCAGCAGGAUGUUCAGAGCGCUUUUAAAGAGAAACACGGUGCCCAGUACAGUAGAACUGUUGUGGGCCAGGCCUCAGGGUCUCAGGCUGAAGGUGGCGUCUGUCCUGCAUGCGGCCCAGAGCCACGCUCACCUCUCGGCCUGUCUGCACGGCCCUGCAUGCUGCAUUGCUCACUGCACUGGGGCAGAUUCUAGCCAGUACCAAGUCAUCGCUCUUGUCUUGUCUUCUCUUGCAGAGUCUCCCUCCCUUUAGAGAAUGUCAACCAGAGAGGGCCCUCCUUCCCUCUCAGCCUUCUCUUUAGCUAGCCUCUCCCACCCCAUCUCAUCGCAACGCAUGUCUGUGACCUUUGGUAGUCAUUUACAGUGCCACAUGGAACCCCCCUGUAUUUUGCACACAGCAAACGAUGUUUAGCUUUAUUUAUGGUAUUUGAUGCUGUAAAUGAAAAUAAAUAUGGUUCUUUAUAAA
Molecule: messenger RNA, 5298 nt
Organism: Canis lupus familiaris (dog)
Lineage: Eukaryota; Metazoa; Chordata; Mammalia; Carnivora; Canidae
Gene: MICAL2
Product: microtubule associated monooxygenase, calponin and LIM domain containing 2
Molecular function (GO): FAD binding; protein binding
Source: RefSeq, a predicted model, not a curated record